AUGAACGCCCUGACCAUACGGCUGAAAAUUCGGCACCCCCACAUGGCCCUGCAAGACUUGCAAAGAGUGUACGUUAAGGAGAUAAACAAAAAGUUGAAACAUAUGCAGGUGAUCGACAUGCGAAGUGUUCCCAAUUUUUUUGACGCGCGGCUAAAUUGCAUACAUAGGACCUACUUAUACUUCUUCAUGGACAAGAAUUACAAUUUCGAGCGAAUGAAGGAGGGCUGCAAGUUAUUCCUGGGGGAACACGAUUUUUCAAAUUUUUGCAAGAAGAGGAAAAACAGCACCUGCUUCAGAAGGACCAUCCUCAAGUUUGAGGUCAGGCGCAUGGAUAAAAAGUUCCACUACUUCAAAAUAAAGGGAACAUCCUUUCUGUACAACCAGAUUAGACACAUGGUCGCCGCACUAUUCCAGUUGGGCACAGGGAACCUGGAAGUGGAGGACCUAGCCAACAUGCUGAACAACCACCCCUGUAGGGAUAAGAACUUCAAAAUAGCGGAUGAAGAUGGGCUGCUGUUAUAUUCCUUCAAAUUUAGCGACCUUAACUUUAACGUCCACGUUGACAACCGCGUGUUUUCUCACCUGAUGGAAAAGGCCAUACAGAGUGCGGUGCUCUUGGUUUCUCUCUGCUACCCUCGGAAGGUGAAGCGACCGAAUUGCGGCUUUUUUGAAGACAUCCUCGAUGAAGAUGACCAUGGCGAGGGCGAUGAGAAGUGCCCCCCUUAG
Molecule: messenger RNA, 726 nt
Organism: Plasmodium vivax (malaria parasite P. vivax)
Lineage: Eukaryota; Apicomplexa; Aconoidasida; Haemosporida; Plasmodiidae
Product: tRNA pseudouridine synthase, putative
Exons: 6
Coding region: 1-726 (241 amino acids)
Biological process (GO): mRNA pseudouridine synthesis; tRNA pseudouridine synthesis
Cellular component (GO): nucleus; cytoplasm
Molecular function (GO): RNA binding; pseudouridine synthase activity
Source: RefSeq, a predicted model, not a curated record